Frieseomelitta varia is the source of this 967-nucleotide messenger RNA. RefSeq names its product muscle-specific protein 20-like. NCBI's taxonomy places the organism in Eukaryota, Metazoa, Arthropoda, Insecta, Hymenoptera, Apidae. The transcript has 5 exons. Gene Ontology annotation, molecular function: protein binding. The coding region runs from base 129 to 677 and encodes 182 amino acids. The record is from RefSeq and is a predicted model, not a curated record.
UCACGCAUAUAUACGCAGCACGGGGGCCGAAGCUCACACUUUUUGAGCUUGAGUUGCUUUAGCUCUUACCGACUUGACGUCUCCACGUUCUCGGAAUUGUAAAAUAACAGUUGAAAUCAGCAUUCAUCAUGCCUGGACGUCCGCUUUGGCAGGUUGCUGGCAAACGAGAACCGGAACAAGAGGCUGAGGCUCAGCAAUGGAUUGAGAGAGUGGUCGGUGAAAGAUUUCCACCAGGUGUGAGUUAUGAGGACGCUUUGCGAGAUGGUGUGUUGCUUUGUAAACUUAUGAACAAAUUGCAACCAGGUCUCAUCACCAAAAUUAAUACGUCUGGUGGUGAUUAUAAGAUGAUGGACAAUCUUAAUCAAUUUCAGAAGGCUUGUGUGAAAUAUGGAGUACCAGAUGUGGAUCUGUUUCAAGCAGUCGAUCUUAUAGAAAGGAAAAAUAUCGCUCAAGUGACCAACACAAUUUUUGCGAUCGGUCGCACUACAUAUAGACAUCCAGAAUGGCGUGGACCAUGGCUAGGACCAAAACCGUCAGAAGAGAAUAAACGAAAUUUCACGGAGGAGCAACUAAGAGCUGGUGAAGGCUAUAUCGGUCUCCAGGCUGGUACCAAUAAAGGUGCAACCCAAGCUGGUCAAAACUUUGGAGCAACAAGAAAGAUUCUUCUUGGAAAAUAAUAUUUAUGUCUACAAUAUUUUCUAAUAUUCUAUUUUUGUUAAGACUUUUAACUUGUUCAAAGUUAAUUUCAAACAGAUUGUCUUAAAAUGAAUAUUGAAUUAAUUAUAAUUAAUUUUAUUAACAAAGAAUUACAUUAAACUUCUUAACUAUGUAUAAUAAGUUAUAAACACGUAGAAGUUGGAUAUUAAUAAUUUUGAUCCAAGUAAUUAUCAUUAAUAAGAUUUAUAAAUAUAAAUAUAACAACAAUUUCAUUAAUGUUGAGUCAAUAAAGUCAUCAGUUACGCUGAAA